This is a messenger RNA of Apus apus (common swift), 2452 nucleotides long. It is a transcript of the gene UBE2L3, whose product is annotated as ubiquitin conjugating enzyme E2 L3. Bases 45 to 509 code for a protein of 154 amino acids. The record is from RefSeq and is a predicted model, not a curated record. The transcript is spliced from 4 exons. NCBI's taxonomy places the organism in Eukaryota, Metazoa, Chordata, Aves, Apodiformes, Apodidae.
GGCCCGCGCCGCCGUGCAUUGUGGGGCGGAGCAGCACAGCCAAGAUGGCGGCCAGCAGGAGGCUGAUGAAGGAGCUUGAAGAAAUCCGCAAGUGUGGAAUGAAAAACUUCCGUAAUAUCCAGGUUGAUGAAGCUAAUUUAUUGACCUGGCAAGGGCUUAUUGUUCCUGACAAUCCUCCGUAUGAUAAAGGAGCCUUCAGAAUCGAAAUCAACUUCCCAGCAGAAUAUCCAUUCAAACCUCCUAAGAUUACAUUUAAAACAAAGAUCUAUCACCCUAACAUCGAUGAAAAGGGGCAGGUUUGUCUGCCAGUAAUUAGUGCUGAAAACUGGAAGCCAGCAACCAAAACUGACCAAGUAAUCCAGUCCCUCAUAGCACUGGUGAAUGAUCCACAGCCCGAGCAUCCCCUCCGGGCUGACCUAGCUGAAGAAUACUCUAAGGACCGUAAAAAAUUCUGUAAGAACGCUGAAGAGUUUACAAAGAAAUAUGGUGAAAAGCGACCAGUGGACUAAAAUCUGACAAAAUUGAUGUCAGCAACAUAUGAUAGAAGAUCGGAGCAGUGCAUUUGAGACACCCCGUAAAGCAGGACUCUAUGGAAAAUUGACAAGUGCCACCUCUCGGUGUUAACUUGUGGCUGUUACUAACUUUCUACAGUUUUCUUAAUCAAAAGUGGGCUAGGUAACCUGUAAAGAAAGGAUUAAAAUUUAAGAUGUUCUAGUUCUGCUUUCUUUGUUUAAAAAUCACUGCUUCAAUAUACUUUAAAGUAUGCUGUUUUCUUUUUCUUGUCAGAAUUUAUCAAAAAUAUCUUAGACUUAUAUUCUGCCCUUAAAUUGAAAAGGUUGUGGCUGUCAUUUCUUAUUUUUCCUUGCAGUUCCCACUAUCUUUAGUUCAUUUAAUUCUUCAUUGAAUUUUAUCCCCCUCCCCAAACUGAUGUCUUAGGAAAAAAUAUCCCAGUUCUGGCAGGAAAUGAUUGAGUGUUUGGCAGUUUUGUUUACUUUCCUUUUUAAAUGUUGCACUGUGCUUUGUGGGACUUGUUGCAAGUUCCCCUUAACUCCAGUUUGUAACAUAAUAAACAAACAAAAAAAAGCAAACAAACCCCACAAAAACAAUCAUCAAGAAUGUCCAGGUCUUAUGUAAAUCUGGCUGAUGUCACCACAAAAUGUUUAUUAAAUGGGGAAACCCAAGUUUUUGUGUGCGUCAUUGAAUUAAAAUAUGGAUUAUGUCCUGCUUUUGGAAAACUCUGGGAAAAAAUUCUGUAGCAAAGAGUAGUGGAAUGUGAUUACAAACUUCUUUCACUUCUUUUCUUAAUACCUAGGGAAACGUGCACAGAACAACAUUGCAACCAGUUUAGAAGAGCUUCAGAAAUUGGGGACCAAGAGGUACCAAAGUGAUAAACUGUUUCGUGAGUUAAAAAUCAGUAUUUUGGAAAUGUGAAUUUGGGAUUCAAGUACUAAAUCCAACAGCACUGCUAGUCAUCUUAGAACAUUUUUCCAUCAGGAUGUGUAAGAAACAUCUCUGUAUUUCACAGGGUGGCACUACUGCCAUUUCCUAGCCCAACUGAAAAUGGUAUAAGAAUAGGAUUAAGCAAUAACCUGUAACAGGGGACGCUUCACUACUGCUGUUCCUGUGUUCUAAAAACACACAGGUUAGAUGAUUUAAUGAGCACUUGGAGUAUCAUUCUAACUUAACCAGGCAGAGCUGCUUUCCUGUUGCUGCAGGGCACACCUUCGCAUGCUCAGGGAAGCCCUUUCUGUUCAGGACUGAGCAUCUUUUACCAUGUCUCUGCUUCUCUCCUGCCUGCCUGUCCUCUCCCCCCAGCCUGAAGCCUGGUCACAGCUCCAGUCAAACCACCACAGCCAAACUGCCGCCUCUUCCCCGCCUGUCGAACUCGGGUGUGUUACUGAGCAAACAUGUAUCUCCAGAAAUCCGUAGGUAUCUGGGAGCACAUAUCAUUCUGAUGUGCAGGAAGUUGAAUUGGAAAACCCCUCACGCCCAGGGUUGUCUGUAUUCCUAUAUUCAGUUUUAAUACAGCCUCUGCCUUUGCAACCUUUUGGAACUAGUGUGUCCAGCGGUAGGUCUCUUUUGGUUUUAAUGUCUUGUAUAUUUGCUAUUUCUUCAUUCAUCCCUCUCAUCCAGCUUUCAUUUCCCAUUUAGUGUAAACAAUGACAGCCCAGUACCUCACCUCUGAAAGUAAAUUUUUUUAUGAGUUAGGGAGCUAAGAAAUUUUAUGUUUAAGUGUUCUUAGACAGAUUCUUUGGCAGGUAAAUAAAGUUAAACCACUUUCACCUUAUUUACGGAAACUUGCAUUUCCUAAGUGUUUUCAGGCUUGUGAGAGCACUGUCUAUUACCAAAUUUUCACAUCUUUGUGUCUUCAUUUGCAGAAAGUUGGUACUGAUUUUGUUUCAUUUACGGUCACUUGGAUUCAUAAUAAAAUAAUGCCAAAUUAUCUGUCAAA